GUAAUAAUAAUAAAAAAUCAAAACCAACCGACAAAUUCUUUCUUCAAUUUCAAUUCAAAGAAAUCUCUCUUCUACUUCGUCUUCUUCCUAAGCACACCUUAGCAAGCUUCAAACAAACUCAACAAAUACCUCUCCUUUCCUUCUCAUCUCACAAAUCCCCCACUUUCUAUCUCUAAACUAAACUCUACCACUUUAGAGAGAGAAAGAGAGCCACGAAAAAUGAAAUUCUCCUUGCUACAGCAGAGCUACAACAACCGCCGAAGCGGCAGUUUCAGAGGAUCAUCUGCGCCGUUAGAUUCAUCACCGGACAACACAAUCAAAUCACCAGCCGCUAUUUUCUGGCUCUUUUUACAUGGCAUUUGUUGUCUCAUCAGUCUCGUCCUCGGCUUUCGCUUCUCUCGUCUCGUUUUCUUCUUCCUCUUCUCUACCUCCACGACUACAACUCUCUAUGUAACGACACCGUUUCACCCUCUCAGCAAAACAUCCGACAUUUCCAAUCCCUUAACCAAUAGUGCUAAUGAUCUUCCGGUGAUCAACAAAACGGUGAGUUCGAGAGUUGUUGUCGGGCGGCACGGGAUCCGGAUCCGGCCAUGGCCGCACCCGAACCCGAGUGAAGUAAUAAAAGCGCAUCAGAUAAUAGAGAGAGUUCAAAGAGAGCAGAGUAAUCAAUUCGGUGUUAAGAGUCCUAGGAGUCUUAUCGUAGUCACGCCUACUUACGUGCGGACUUUCCAGACUUUACAUAUGACUGGUGUUAUGCAUUCUCUGAUGUUGCUCCCCUACGACGUCGUCUGGAUCGUGGUGGAGGCCGGUGGGGUCACCAAUGAAACAGCAUUGAUUAUUGCCAAAUCCGGCGUUAAGACUCUUCAUAUUGGAUUUAAUCAGAAAAUGCCGAAUUCUUGGGAAGGAAGGCACAGAUUGGAGACUAAAAUGCGGCUUCGCGCUUUGAGAGUUGUGAGAGAGGAGAAGAUGGAUGGAAUAGUGAUGUUUGCGGAUGAUAGUAAUAUGCAUAGUAUGGAGCUGUUUGAUGAGUUACAAAAUGUGAAGUGGUUUGGUGCGGUUUCAGUUGGGAUUCUUGUUCAUUCAGGUGGUGCUGAUGAGACGUUAUUAACUGCUGCUGCUGCUAUGGUUGACAAGGAGGCGGAAGAAAAUUUGCCUAAUCCAGUAGUGCCUGUUCAGGGUCCGGCUUGUAAUGCUUCUAACAAAUUGGUUGGUUGGCAUACGUUUAAUUCGUUACCGUAUGAGGGGAAGAGUGCGGUAUAUAUUGAUGAUAGGGCUACGGUGUUGCCUAGGAAGCUGGAGUGGGCUGGGUUUGUGUUGAAUUCGAGGCUUCUUUGGAAGGAAGCUGAAGAUAAACCAGAAUGGGUUAAGGAUAUGGAUUUGGUUGAUGAGAAUAUAGAGAAUCCUUUAGCUCUGCUGAAGGAUCCUUCCAUGGUGGAGCCACUUGGGAGCUGUGGGCGACAAGUUUUGCUCUGGUGGCUCCGUGUUGAGGCUCGUGCUGAUAGCAAAUUCCCUCCAGGGUGGAUAAUUGACCCACCUUUGGAAAUUACUGUGCCAUCGAAGCGAACACCAUGGCCCGAUGCCCCUCCUGAACUGCCUUCCAAUGAAAAGAUAUCAGUUAACCAAGAACAGACUGCUAAGCGUUCUUCAAAGACUCGAUCACCCAGAUCAAAACGCAGUUCAAGAAGUAAGAGAAAGCAUGAAGCAAUGUUGGUGGAGACACAGGUUUCUGCAAGGCAUUCUGAACAAAAUUGAAAUGGUAGCUUAAGCACACAUCAGAGAUACUGCCUUGUGAAUUUGACACUGCUGGCCUUCAGGAUGAAGAUAUUUUAUUGAUAAAGCAAAAAGCACACGAUCAUAAUUACCAGGUGCGUGGCAAGUACAUCUGAAAAGAAAUUCAUUAAAGCCAGGCCAGUUGAAAAUGUUUGUCGGAGCUUGAAUCCACCAUUGUUUUACUUCUUUUAUUUUUUUCCUUUUCUUUUCUAUAUGUUGGGGUUGAUUUGUUGAUAUUCUAUGGAUAAGGUAUGUCAUCACAGUCUCCUUGCCUCUGCUGCCAAGAAACACCAGGUUCUUGUAUCUGAUAAGCGUCAUUUCAUACAUAAUCUUCUAAAUAGGAAUCUAGAGUUUGUUUAGCUGCUGGAUUCAUUAAAAAUGGACCUCAUUGUAAUAAAUUUUUUCGUUUCUUGCAA
Messenger RNA from Populus nigra (black poplar), 2186 nucleotides. RefSeq names its product beta-1,4-xylosyltransferase IRX14-like. Gene Ontology annotation, cellular component: Golgi membrane. Gene Ontology annotation, biological process: plant-type secondary cell wall biogenesis; glucuronoxylan biosynthetic process. The coding region runs from base 220 to 1752 and encodes 510 amino acids. The transcript has 3 exons. The record is from RefSeq and is a predicted model, not a curated record. Gene Ontology annotation, molecular function: galactosylgalactosylxylosylprotein 3-beta-glucuronosyltransferase activity; xylosyltransferase activity. Lineage: Eukaryota; Viridiplantae; Streptophyta; Magnoliopsida; Malpighiales; Salicaceae.